AUGCCCGACGACAAAGAGGAUAGCGACGGUGAUUCUUCCGAUUCCGACAAGAAGAGCAAGAUGAGCUUCUCCUACUGGGGCGCAGACAAAAUAACAGUCCAAAAACCCGUUAUACGAGGCAAGCCAGGGGCUGGUCCCAGAAGAGGGGCGAUUACUGCAUCCUACGGGAGAGAAUCUUCUGCCAAUGCAAAGUUUGGCACUCGUCUCGUUUCUGAUGGGUCUAGCCAUGGUCGUCCCGCAAGCCGCCGACCAGGAACGACAACACCCGUUUCUCGACGUCCUGGGACAAGCACCGCUGCACACUCGGCGGAUGAAGGUCCGAACUAUGCGAAGUCGACCGUUACUCGGCCUGCUUGGGACACGAGCACGAGGACGCUUCCUCCGAAUGCUGUCGUGAGACGUGUUCGCAACGUGUCACAGGCUAGCAGGGCGACCACUGUGAACAAUACGAACACCAGCACCCAGACGCCAGUACCUGUCAAGUCACCUGCGCCCUCGGAAGAUUCUGGAGUAGGCCUCUAUCGACAGAUGCUUGCUCAAGACCCUUCCUUGAGCAACUAA
Messenger RNA from Coprinopsis cinerea okayama7#130, 561 nucleotides. RefSeq lists its product as hypothetical. The coding region runs from base 1 to 561 and encodes 186 amino acids. The record is from RefSeq and is a predicted model, not a curated record. The transcript has a single exon. Lineage: Eukaryota; Fungi; Basidiomycota; Agaricomycetes; Agaricales; Psathyrellaceae.